CGCCCUUUGAGACCAGGGGCAGGCACAUCCGCGGAGGGUGCAAAGGUCUGCCUUGGAGCUCGCGUCGAGCAAUGCUGGCGGGCUGAGGGCGGCCACUUACAGGCACGCCUCGUUUCACAUCACAUCAGGACUAAAAACUCCCCCAGCCCAGAACACACCAGGGAUGAAAGGGCGAAGGGGCAGGGCAGCCCCGCUGCUGCCGUCACGUAGGUGUCCUCAGGCCCCGCCCCCUGCGCCUUCCACCUUUCCCUUUUGGGGCUCUCUCUCUCUCUCUCUCUCUCAGCGAUACUCCAGACCAGAGGCGUUGCUCGCAGACGAGGAAGUGGAGUCGCCCGUGCCGCUGCCGCCCCUGGAGCGAGCUAUGGGGCGCACGAGCUGGUUUUGGCUGGGGUUCCUGGUCCUGAGCGGCGCCCUGCAGGUCGUUUCUUCUACCGUGAGAAAUGGAACCAUCAGUCCCAAAGGAAGAAGCUUUAUUGGGCAUAAAACCAAUUCAAGUAAUACCUCUAGAGAAGCAUACAGUGUGGAUGAGUUUGCAACCAAAAUCCUUACUGGGAAGCUGACUACAGUUUUCCUGCCGGUGAUCUACAUUGCAGUGUUCAUAAUUGGCUUACCAAGCAAUGCCAUGGCUCUGUGGGUCUUUUUCUUGAGAACAAAAAAGAAGCACCCAGCAGUGAUCUAUAUGGCUAACCUGGCACUGGCAGAUCUCCUCUUUGUGGUCUGGUUCCCUCUGAAGAUCGCAUACCAUAUCAAUGGCAAUAACUGGAUUUAUGGUGAAGGUCUCUGUAAAGUCCUUGUUGGAUUCUUCUAUGGGAAUAUGUACUGCUCCAUUCUUUUUAUGACAUGCCUUAGUGUACAAAGGUACUGGGUCAUUGUGAAUCCUAUAGUGCGCUCAAGAAAGAACUCUGAAAUCGCAAUAGGAAUUUCGGUUGCAGUAUGGAUCCUAAUUUUGCUUGGCACCAUUCCAUUAUAUCUUGUUGACCAAACAGUUUAUAUUUCUAACCUCAACAUCACUACGUGUCAUGAUGUCUUGCCUCACGCCUUGUUGGCUCGUGAUAUGUAUAACUACUUUCUUUCUCUAGCAAUUGGAGUCUUCUUGUUCCCAGCUGUUCUCACAUGUGUUGCCUACAUUCUCAUGAUAAAGACUUUGAAUGCUUCAAUGAUGGAUGUAAGCAUUGGGAAGAAACGGAAGAGAGCCAUCAAACUCAUCAUUAUAGUACUUUCCAUGUAUUUGAUUUGCUUUUUGCCCAGCAAUGUUUUGCUUGUGGUGCACUACUCUCAGAUCAAAACCCAUGGCUUCAGCAACAUCUAUGCAUCAUACAUCACAGCCCUAUGCCUCUCCACUCUAAACAGCUGCAUUGAUCCAUUCAUCUAUUACUUUGUUUCCAAAGAUUUUAGAGACAAUCUUAAAAAUGCUCUUCUCUGUCGAAGCGUGCGUACUACAAAGAGGAUGAAAGUCUCCCUCUCUUCAGGCAGAUAUCCAAGGAAAGCCCCUUCUUACUCAUCCAGUUCAACCACUACCAAGUCAACUUACUAAUCUUAAUAGGUGGAAAGCAGGAAAGCCGUGACUCAUAUGGGCAAAGAAUGUUGUGUUUAAAAAACACACACAGCUGGAACUCUAACCAUAUUUGAUUCAUACCAGAACUUUGUCAGAAUGGGGAAAUGCUGAUUAUAAUAUAGGGUCUCCAUCACUUAUACUAACCUGCUUGUUCUCAAGUAAAAAGCCAGAAGGGCCUGCUCAAGUUAGCCCCCCCCCAGCUGUUUUUGGACUACAACUCCCAUAAUCCCCUUCCACAGUGGUCAAUAGCCAGGGAUUAUGGGAGCUAUAGGCCAACAUCUAAAGAAAGGCCGAAGUUGAGUAGCCCUGCAAUACAUAGAUGAACUGUGGCUUAAAUUUUUUAAAAAGGAAUUGGGACAACUAUAUUUUCACAGAUGAGUUAAUUGUGUGUUAAGAGGACUUUCUGUGUAAAUGCUGAUGUCCCAAGGGGGCUAUUACUAACACCCAGGUGUAUCGGAUCAGAAGACUGAAGGUCUUAUGUAACUGAUAAUCUUAUGUAUUAGUUACACAGUUGAAUUUUGAGGGCAAAACCCUUUCUUAAUGAGGCACACCUCCCACCUUACAACACAUAUAUGAAAAUCAAUCAUUUGCAUGUUUGACAAGCCUUUCUGCCAACCAAAAACUGAUGGAAGCCCUGGAAACUUGUAGUAUUGAUGUCCAAGGGACUCUUAUUUGCACUGAUAUAUAUAGAUAUAUAUAGACACAUUUAUACACACACACCUUUUUAUUUUAAAUAUUCUGUGAAUAUUCAAUGUGACCAAUAUAUCAUCUUAAUGUAACAUGUAAUUUUGUCUUUUUUUAGAACUGCAGCAAUUUCACUUACAAUGUGUUAAACUUUUUAUAAAGAGAUACUCUAAUAUA
Hemicordylus capensis (graceful crag lizard) is the source of this 2416-nucleotide messenger RNA. RefSeq names its product F2R like trypsin receptor 1 (gene F2RL1). The transcript is spliced from 2 exons. Gene Ontology annotation, biological process: blood coagulation; positive regulation of Rho protein signal transduction; phospholipase C-activating G protein-coupled receptor signaling pathway. Gene Ontology annotation, cellular component: membrane. NCBI's taxonomy places the organism in Eukaryota, Metazoa, Chordata, Lepidosauria, Squamata, Cordylidae. Gene Ontology annotation, molecular function: thrombin-activated receptor activity. The record is from RefSeq and is a predicted model, not a curated record. The coding region runs from base 164 to 1534 and encodes 456 amino acids.